AUGGUUCUGAGCCUAAUUUCCGGGUCUCUGUACGGCCAGGCGCGAAGCUGCAAGGUGCAGCUAAAGGAGUUAGUCAGUAUCCACGCCGGGAUAGAAAUGGAGAAAAGCCUUUCGUUCGAUGCUUUGUAUGUCGAGUUCAAGCGAUUCGUCAAUGAGUCUCGCUUCCUGAGAGACAAGGAAGCGUCUGUCAGAUACCAGGCCAGGGACCCCGAGACCAUGCGAUACUUUACGAACCAGUUCUGGUCCAUUCGAUGGAAUCUCCUCAAGCUGUCCUUCCUACCCGAGCCCCGGCUCACCUACAUGGAUAACGUCCGCCGAAUCAUCAGCGACAUGCAGGAGUACCUGCUCGAUUCCGAUGUGUGGAGACAUAGGUACGACUACCACCAUCCCAAGAAGCAGGUGCCUUCAUCCGGGGCGGUGUACGCGGUUCUCGACGCAGGUAGAAAGGAUGUAACCUCCCAAUUCGAGGAGUUCGUGUUAAAGCUCAUCAAGCAGAUGUUCCCGGGCGCCGACCCCAACCUCUGCACUCGGAUCCAAACGAUGGUCGUCGACCGCCGCAUCGCCAUCAACUACCAGCAACGUCACUACCGCAGCAGACGCUCUCGGCACGACAGCCGGCAUUCCGGACACCGGAAGUCGCGCGAUGCGGUGCAUAGUAAAUCGCGCGCGCUGCCGGAUGUGUUCGCGUGGCCGCACAUCCCGAGACGCCGUCGGGGUGAGCCCAACUUCCAAUGCCGGUAUUGCAUGGUAUACUUGCCAGCCGAGGACUUCGAUGAGGUCGAAUGGAUCAGCCAUGUGCUCCAUGAUCUCCGGCCCUACUUUUGCCUGUGGGAGUCUUGCUCCAAGGCCUGUGGGGAUGUGUAUUCGUGGAUCAGACACAUGCGCUCCCACCGGGCUGCAAGCGCGGGCAAGCGGUCUAUUCCAUUCGAUGCCUGCCCUCUCUGUGAUGCCCAUGAGGAUGAGCUGGGUCCCUUUGAUAAUCGAGAUACGGACUUACUAAAGCAUAUAGCGCUCCAUCUCGAGGACGCUGCUAUGCUUGCUUUGCCCGGGCCCAUGGAUGAGCUCCUACGUCGCCAUCUGCGUGGAAGGAGAAUUGCUCUGCGGCCUGUACAGCCUUGUGCGCGCGAUGGAGACGUCAAGGUCCAGCCCCGGGAACGCGAUUCACGGGCUCCCGAGAUUCAGAGUCAGAAUCGCAGCUCACUAAGUAUCAGUAAGGGCAGGUCUGAAAGCCUUCUCCGGGUUGGUGAUAGAGAGACCGUGGUUGUGGAAUGUGGAAGCGAAGCGGGUCAGAGAGUAAGCUUUGUGAUAGAUCAAGAAGCGGAUCCGGCAGAGCACAUCGCUGCCCAGGAAGAGGAUCCUGAUGACAACUACGAGGUAUACCCUAUUGAUCAGGAAGGUGAAGAAGGCGGAGAUGCCGAUCACCUCGAGGAGCACUCUGAAGAAGAUCGCGAAGAAGACUUAUAUCUCGCUGCAGGCCCCUCCGAAAACAAGACCUUUGAAGAAACUCCCGAGACGGGAUUUAACUCAGGAUUAGCUGAAGUUGACCGUCACUCGGAGCGUCAAAGUAUGCUAGCAGAGCCAACGAGCAGUGUGGGAAGGCGGAAGAGGUCGCGGAUUCCACGAAUGUUGUCUCCCUCUGGUGACAGCUAG
Messenger RNA from Aspergillus homomorphus CBS 101889, 1650 nucleotides. RefSeq lists its product as uncharacterized. NCBI's taxonomy places the organism in Eukaryota, Fungi, Ascomycota, Eurotiomycetes, Eurotiales, Aspergillaceae. The transcript has a single exon. Bases 1 to 1650 code for a protein of 549 amino acids. The record is from RefSeq and is a predicted model, not a curated record.